AGCGAGGAAGGGGCUCCCCUGAGGGCACUUAGGGCUCCAGCCUCGCUUGAGGCCGGCGGGGCAGUUAUCCAGGGUCCCCACCCUCCUCCUAGGCGUUGGGCCUUUCCUGGGUUCCCCUCAGCGCCCUCUGGCGCUCUUUGCCGCCGCCUCCCUCAACCUUCCCCUCACGCCCAUCUUCUCCUUUAGCCUGUGCUGGAUUUACCUCAGCAAACUCCCGUCCACGGACUCAUAGCAUCGUAGAGUUGGGAGGGAUCCCAGGGGUCAUCUAGUCCAGCCCGCUGCGAUACAGGAAUCUCGACUAAAGCAUCCCUGACAUAUUGCCAUCCAUCAGGGGAUUCUCCCCCCUCAUUCUCCGUUAGAAAUAUUUAAUUAUUAUUUAUUUAUUUGUUAAAUUAUUUAUUAAACCCUUCACUCAAAGAUCGCAGUGUGGUUCACACCCGCCCGCACAUAUCUUGAAGGUUGGAAGUUUCAUAUCAUUCUUCCUCCCUCCUCUCCUCGGAAACCACAAACUUCCAAGCGAAAUCAUGUUUAAUUUACUCUCUUCCUUUAUCCCCUCUCCCCCAGCCCCAUAGUCAUCCUUUUUUUCUUUUCCCUCUUAAAUUUAAAACUAGGUCUUUUUCUUCUCCCCUCAAGAAAUCACACUGGCAUUUUAAAACAGUAUGUUUUCUUUCCUCCUGCCCAUGAUACUCUUGGGUGUCCAUUAUAGGUCAUGCGUGGAGUAGCCCCAUUGAAAUCAAUGGGCACAGGCAAGGCGUAGUUGGAUACAGCCCCUGGAUUUGAUUUUUUCCCCUUCCUCAGAAACUGUUAUUUGUUUCCCCCCUUCCUCUUCUGCUCCCAUAAAUUAAACGAAUACAGGCAGGACUCUGCUUAUGCUGGAGGUUACAAUCCAGAGGGGUAGCAAGUAAAGCCAAAAUAGUGUAUAGUCAAAACACAUUGGGUGCAAUGGCAGAGUUUAGUUGUUUACUGCAGCCAGAUCUGUGUCCUUGGCAGCUGCAUUUCAACCUUCCCAGACAUCCUGAUAUCCUGUUUUGUCUCUGGACUUCACCAAGGCCCACAGCACCCAGUUUGCUUUGGGACUUGAACAUUCCAUGGCAAUGGCAUCCCCUCCGGCUCCGCCGGCUAAAAAGCGGAAAAUGAACUUCUCGGAGCGAGAAGUGGAGAUAAUUGUGGAGGAGCUUGAGCGGAGCAAGCACCUACUGAUCAACCACUUCAAUGCUGGUGUACCACUGGCUGCUAAGGCUGCUGCUUGGCACAACAUACUACGCCGUGUUAAUGCUGUUGCUACCUGCCGCCGGGAGCUGCCUGAAGUCAAGAAAAAAUGGUCUGAUCUCAAGACGGAGGUGCGACGCAAGGUGGCACAGGUCCGGGCUGCAAUGGAAGGAGGUGGUGAUGGCCAGGAUGGAGGUGUUGAGGGCCAAGAUGCUGAAGAUCCAUUAGGAGUCACAGCUGCUCCAGUUAUUCUAACUCCCAUGCAGCAGCGCAUCUGUAACUUGCUGGGGGAAGCCACCAUUAUUAGCCUGCCUGCUGGAGACUGCACUUCAGAUGGAUCAGAGAUACCUAUUACUGCUGCAGCCACAACAGUCACCCUUACUCAGAUUCCAGCUGAGACAACAUACCAUAGUUUGGAGGAUGGUGUUGUGGAGUACUGCACAACAGAAGCUCCGACCACAGUCACUGCCGAGGCCCCCUUAGAGAUGAUGGCUCAACAAGCAGAAGUCUCUGUGAAGCCUCAGGAACUGAAGAGCCGCAUUGCCCUGAACUCAGCCAAGCUCCUGCAGGAGCAGCGAGUGACCAAUCUCCACAUGAAAGAGAUGGCCCAGAACAUCGAGCAGCAAAAUGACCUCUUGCAGAUGAUCCGCCGCUCUCAGGAAGUACAGGCAUGUGCACAGGAGCGCCAAGCCCAGGCCAUGGAAGGGAUGCAGGCUGCUCUGAAUGCUCUUGUGCAGAUCCUUCGCCCCAUGAUUAAGGACUUCCGUCGGUUUUUACAGAGCAAUGCUCCUGCUCCUUAAGUGGCCUCAGACCCCAGCAGAGCAGCCCAAAACGGACAGUAUGGCAUCAUUCAAUGAAAUAAAAUGGACAGUAUGGCAUCAGUGAAAUAAAAUGGACAAAAUGGCAUCAUUCAGUGAAAUAAAAUGGACAAGAUGGCAUCAUGCAAUGAAGUGAAGCCUUCCAGGCACAGCCUUGAUCAAGAGAAUGAGCAGGGUAUUUCUUUGUAUUUGACAGUGUCUGCAAACUGAUUCAGUGCCUGCCUUUUUUUUUUGGCUGAAAACCUAUUCUGGAUUAUUUCUGCUCUUGCUUUUUAUUUUUUAAAAUGUGUGCACCGUUUCUAGAUGUGGCCUGCAUAGUGCAUAUGUGACAAAUGCGUAAUUUAACAUUGGACUUUCAAAAUUGGGAAAAUAGAUUUUAUAUAAAAGAGAAA
Messenger RNA from Podarcis raffonei (Aeolian wall lizard), 2419 nucleotides. RefSeq names its product nuclear apoptosis inducing factor 1 (gene NAIF1). The transcript is spliced from 3 exons. Bases 1089 to 2009 code for a protein of 306 amino acids. NCBI's taxonomy places the organism in Eukaryota, Metazoa, Chordata, Lepidosauria, Squamata, Lacertidae. The record is from RefSeq and is a predicted model, not a curated record. Gene Ontology annotation, cellular component: nucleus.